AGUCGGCUCACACCUGAGUUAAACUUUUGAGAGAGUAGCCUACAGGACGCUACGGUGGUAAAUCUAAAUCGAUUUGCUCUGAGUUACAGUGGAAUAAUUGAAAGUCUGUGGAAGCCGACAUUUUUAGUAGAAGAUGAAGUACAUUCUUAUGUUUGUGGUUUUUGUGCCUGUCCUGGUCCUUCUCCUCAAAUCCACCACAGCAUACCCACAGGCUGGUCUUAAGGUGGGAAGCAGCAGAGCACGGCGGCAGGCCAACUGCCCAGCAAAUCAGUACCAAAACGGCAACCUCUGUUGUUUGAAUUGUAAAGCUGGUACAUAUGUGAAGUCACCCUGCACUGUAGAUGGAGAGAGGGGGCAGUGUGAGGAGUGUGAUUACGAUACAUACAUCAAGCAUGACAACGGACUAAGGUUCUGCUUGAAGUGCACACGGUGUCGUCCAGAUGAGGAAAUUGUAAGCUCAUGCACUCACACUGAAGAUACUAAAUGUCAGUGCAAACCAGGGAGAUUUUGUGAUCCUAACCAAGCAUGUGAGGUGUGCUUGAAGUGUUCAAGGUGUGCAGAGGAUGAAGAGAAAGUGAGAAACUGCACAUCAACCACAAACACAGAGUGCAAGAAGAUCCAGAACAAAUCUGGCUCUGAUCCAGGUAUCGCUGUGGUGGUGGUGGUUGUGGUGGUGCUGUGUGUCCUCGCUGCCAUAACAUUUGCUGGGAUAUUUUUCUACAAGAAGAAAUGUAAAACGGGGUCUCAGAGAAAUCUGUCUGACAGGAGCAAAGCAGAACAGCAAUACACUGCCAUCCAGACUCCUGAGGAUAAGGACACUCGAAGACCAACCAGCACAAAUCUAAUCCUGUCCCAGCAUCUGGUGAGAGUUAAAUCCGCCAACAUUGCUGAGGAUGAGCGUCAAAUUCUCAAUCCAAGCCUCAACAGCUCAGCUAGUAACUCCCAGCACAGCCUAACAGACGCGCUCACACCUGCCCCCCAAGCCAGCCCCGUGGUCCCAGAGCAGCUUCACAGGAGGGAAGAGGUGCCACUUCCCGAGCUUGUUCCUGUGAACGGUGAAGAGUCUCUCAGGAAAUGCUUUGAAUAUUUUGAAGAACUAGAUGUGAACUAUCACAAGAGGUUUUUCCGUCAGCUUGAAAUUAGUGACAACGUCAUCAAAAGCAAAGAGAACCUUCCCUAUGAAGACAGGAUCCAUGAACUGCUGCAUAUUUGGGUGGAGAAAGAAGGUAAAGGAGCGAGCUUAAAUGACCUGCUGCAGGCUUUGAAUACCCUGAACCAAAGGCGAACUGCUGAGACGAUCCACCAGAAGGCUGUGGACAGCGGUCACUUCCUGCCUUUGUGGGUGGGGGACUGUGUAAUUGUCUCAAACUAGUAGUGGUCAGAAUAGGAACAAAACAAACUUGGACACCUCAAGUGUGUAUGUUGUUGAAGCUGCUGCUGUUUCAGUAAACGCAUCUUACUAGACUGUAGCGUGAGCUCUUAAGGUAAACCUGCCUGCUUGAACUAACUUAUUCCAAACUGACGGAAUUCAGUCGUUUUUCUGAGAGCCAUGUAUUCCUGUCAGCUCCGUAGAGUGUUAAGUAUUUCAUUAGUGCCUGUACAAAUAUUUCUUUUUGCUGAUCCCAAACCCCAUUAAAGGUUGUUUCAGUGAAAGAUAUGUUCAGACAUUUAUUGUAAUCCAACAGUGUCCUGAAGAGUCGAUAUGUUUCAGUUUGGUUCUGUAACUACUCCUUAGCAAUUCAACAGACUGUCAAAUGACCAGUGGAGUUGAUGAAUGUAUUUAAGUUAUUACAGUGGAGGGUAUUUUAUUACUUUUAAAGAGGGCUGCCUUGACUGUAUUAUUUACCUGUUGAUCCAAUGUUGUCAUGAUUGUGGGUAACAGAAGCACAAAUUUUAAUAGAUUUUUAGGAUAAAUCUUCUUUCUGUUGUACUUCUGUUUUGUUACAUUUCCUUCUAUAAUCCUGAUCAGCAUCAUGGACGUUUACAAAACCUAGUUUUCUACAAUGGUCUGUUUCAGUGCAGCACAUAAACAUUGAGUCUUGCCAGAGCUGUGUUGAAGCCUGAAAGUGAAGUCAGAAUUGUGUACUUUUCUACCUUGUUAUAGAUGUGCUCUACAGUGUUUGUUACUACUUCCAAACUUUAUUUGCGCUUUUUUUUUUUUUUUUUUUUUUUUUUAAAUUUUGUUUUGUUUCUAAUUUAUAAAUCUGGAAGAAUUAAACAUUCAUUCAU
Oreochromis aureus is the source of this 2229-nucleotide messenger RNA. It is a transcript of the gene hdr, whose product is annotated as hematopoietic death receptor. Lineage: Eukaryota; Metazoa; Chordata; Actinopteri; Cichliformes; Cichlidae. Gene Ontology annotation, cellular component: plasma membrane; cell surface. The transcript has 10 exons. Gene Ontology annotation, biological process: TRAIL-activated apoptotic signaling pathway; positive regulation of apoptotic process. Gene Ontology annotation, molecular function: protein binding. The record is from RefSeq and is a predicted model, not a curated record. The coding region runs from base 134 to 1372 and encodes 412 amino acids.